AUGUCUAGCAAGAAGAAAAUCUUGCUGCUGGUCCAGCAAAACCAGAAUCAAAGCAGCCGAACGUACCUGGAAUUCGAUUCCAUCCCACUGUGCAUGGAAGGUGUAUGCGCAAUGUACGAAAAGAAGCUCAAGGAUCUCAAUCCCGAGCUCACCAGCAUCUGCUACGACAUUGGCGAUCUCUACGACUUCAUCGAUGGCUUGAAAGAUAUCAGCGCUCUUGUGUAUGAUCCCAACGUUCACGGCUUCUUGCCAUACGAUCGGCAGUGGAUCAAGCACCGCUCCUUCCAGCACUUGAGAAAACUCGCAGCUCCAGUGCAGAAGGAUAUCAAAUAGAUGGAACUAAUAGGUCCAUCUACGC
This is a messenger RNA of Selaginella moellendorffii, 358 nucleotides long. Its product is annotated as enhancer of rudimentary homolog. The record is from RefSeq and is a predicted model, not a curated record. NCBI's taxonomy places the organism in Eukaryota, Viridiplantae, Streptophyta, Lycopodiopsida, Selaginellales, Selaginellaceae. The transcript is spliced from 3 exons. Bases 1 to 333 code for a protein of 110 amino acids.